Urocitellus parryii (Arctic ground squirrel) is the source of this 1003-nucleotide messenger RNA. RefSeq names its product outer dense fiber of sperm tails 1 (gene Odf1). The record is from RefSeq and is a predicted model, not a curated record. Lineage: Eukaryota; Metazoa; Chordata; Mammalia; Rodentia; Sciuridae. Gene Ontology annotation, cellular component: outer dense fiber.
UGAGUCUCAUUUAUUUUUAAAAGAAACCUCUGAGAAGAGCUUAGAACAAUUUUUUCCCUUGAGUGCCAUUUCCCAAAGGUACUCACUGAACAAUAAGGUGUGACUGUAAUGGCUGCACUGAGUUGUCUUUUGGACAGUGUUAGAAGGGACAUAAAGAAGGUGGACAGAGAAUUAAGACAGUUGAGAUGCAUCGAUGAAUUCAGCACCCGAUGCCUGUGCGACUUGUACAUGCACCCGUACUGCUGCUGUGACUUGCAUCCCUACCCAUACUGCCUGUGCUACUCGAAGCGAUCGCGAUCCUGCGGCCUGUGUGACCUCUACCCGUGCUGCCUGUGUGACUACAAGCUGUACUGCCUUCGCCCGUCCCUCAGGAGUUUGGAGAGGAAAGCCAUCAGAGCCAUCGAGGACGAAAAGAGAGAGCUUGCCAAGCUCAGAAGAACAACAAACAGAAUCCUGGCCUCCUCUUGCUGUAGCAGUAACAUCUUGGGGUCAGUGAACGUGUGUGGCUUUGAACCUGAUCAAGUCAAAGUACGAGUAAAGGACGGAAARGUGUGUGUGUCAGCUGAACGGGAGAACAGGUACGACUGCCUAGGAUCCAAAAAGUACAGCUAUAUGAACAUCUGCAAAGAGUUCAGCUUGCCGCCAUGUGUAGACGAAAAGGAUGUAACUUACUCCUACGGCCUCGGCAGUUGUGUCAAGAUCGAGUCUCCAUGCUACCCUUGUGCCUCCCCCUGCAACCCGUGCAACCCCUGCAACCCCUGCAACCCGUGCAACCCUUGCAGCCCCUGCAGCCCUUGCAACCCUUGCGACCCCUGCAACCCCUGCUACCCCUGUGGAAGCCGAUUUUCCUGUAGGAAAAUGAUUUUGUAAAUUGUGCUUAGGAAUCCAUGUCUUAGCCGAAGUCAGAUAUUCCAGCCAGGCAGCUCUUCCAGCAUUUCUCUUCCCCUUCCCAAGGCCCUUGUUGUUCAAGUACAUAGGAAACUAAAUACAUAAUUGCAAUCUG